This is a messenger RNA of Varroa destructor (honeybee mite), 7896 nucleotides long. RefSeq names its product anoctamin-1-like. Gene Ontology annotation, cellular component: plasma membrane. The record is from RefSeq and is a predicted model, not a curated record. Gene Ontology annotation, molecular function: protein dimerization activity; chloride channel activity. Lineage: Eukaryota; Metazoa; Arthropoda; Arachnida; Mesostigmata; Varroidae. Gene Ontology annotation, biological process: chloride transmembrane transport.
GCUCAUAAUAAAUAAUAACCAGAAUAAAAAAAUGUUACAUAAGUUUAUGAUGCGUAUGUAUAAUUCCAAUAAUUGCAUCGUAUGUGUAUAUAAUUUGCUUAUAUGUGCUAUAUUAGAGUAUACCAUAUUUGUAACACCCUAUAAAUGAAACAGCUCGUUUAAACGUAAUUCCUUUCCAGUGGAGGUUACUCAUUUAGUAAAAAAAUAGAAUCAGACAAAAGGAGACAGAGACCCUGCACCCCCCAUACGAACUCAUGCGAGCCGCCGAUCUUCCUUACACAAGUCGCAACUCAUCUCAUUGUCCUUCGAAUUUUUACGACAUUCAAAUAAACAUAAUACUUCAUGCACUUCACACAGAGGGUUUCUGGACGCUUUGAUUAUAUUGAUUGGGCUUUGUGUGCUGUUAGUGCGACCCUCCGCACAUUGUAAGCGGUGAAAAAUCUCAGUUGUUUUUUUAAUACUUACAAACCGCGAAAGUACGGUGCAGCAGCAUUCGGAUUUCUAUCGUUUCUCUAAAAAAAAAGAGCUUUUGAAACAACUUUUUAACUCCAUUUUUGUUUCUCACAGCUUCUCCUCUGUGCAAGUUGUGUUACUUUUCGACUGCUACUAGAAAUAAUAUGAAUUGGGUCCUGGUGUUUUGGAAGUCCACUUCGACCGAUUCUAUUAGACAGCUCGUUUCUACAGACACCAACAUGCGAAGGUAUUUAUUGAAGGCAGAUCCUGAAGUUCAUAUAUUCAUCACACGUUUUCCAAAACUGAAGGCCAGACACUCUUUCAGCAACGAAGAAUGUGACCUAUAGAUAAUAAUGGUUAAGCUCAGAAAAACUGGACAGUACUAGUCGGGUCUGUUUUGUAGAAUAAAACCGCUAACUCUUAGUCAUCAUUCAGAAAUCUAAGGACAGACCUGAGAAAUUAACGUGCGCACUCUCAAAGAGUGGAGCACCACGGUAUACGAGCUUUAUAUUACUUUUGCCAAAUAUCUCCUAUGUCCUAAUAAUUAACAACCGCAUCCAGAGAUGGAUGAUGUGAUACUGAAUACAUGAUCUUUUAUUCGUCAGCGGUUCACUACCGGCAGGAGUGACGUCAGGCUUAGAUGCUACUCGAAAGAAAGACAGGGGCACUACCGUGCUGACAGAUAUGUUAUUAUCCAUUAUAUAUUUGCUACCAAAUUUAUUUAUUUUUUUUAAAUCGAACAUUUAUGGGAACUGGUCUAUUAGUCAUUCCAAUGUUAAUAUCGGCUUAUCUACUGGAUAUAACAUAUUUUUGUUUCAGUAAUUACCUGUAACUUCUUUGACAUAGUAUCCAGAAGCUGUGCACACAGAUUUGUAAACAUCUAGCGGAAUCUGUAUUUCAUGGCUUGUUAUAUGUAUGUUUGGCACGGCAAUGAAGCGUGCAUAUAUUAUUAUUUCAAUUUUAAUUUCAAUUCACAUAUGUUGUGCAGCACAUAUCGUUGGCGGAGAUCGAGCUAGUCAAUGAAGUCAGUUAACCGGCGAGUCUUUCAACCAUAUAAAAAAAAUACAAUAAUUAUAUGUUGUCCAGUAGCUUAGCUGAAACUGUUCUCAUGAGAAUCGUGUCUCGUGGGCGUCCCCUUGGAAGGAUACUAGAAAUCUGCACGUACUUUUGCACCAUACGGAAAGGGUGUGCUAUCUCCAUGCCGUCACUCAACAUCCAUUGAACGCUGUUAGUAAAUAAGCGUACUAGUCACUUUCUACCUCUCUUCCCCAUAGCCCAGCUAAACAAAAUCGCGGUCGGCUAUAUGCGAUCGUGCCACAUAUAAAAGUUUUGCACAUUUCUCAUGACCAUAUGGGAAACAAGUGCAAGGGUGUUUUCACUAGCAGUUUCCGUUAAAAUCCACCUUAAAUAAGCAUUCGAAAUUGAAUGGGCCCUGUGGGCAAGAAUAUCGAAUAGAAGGGAGGAAGUUCUGAGAGAGUUCAUUUGGUCGGCGCCGGCUGCAGUGAGUCUUGAGGUGGAGCCAUGUAGGCUAGAUUGUACCGGAUUUCCUGGAUCUUGUUUGUUAAUGCUGUUUCCGAAUAUCCGAGGUAGAGGCAACUCAGUUCCUCAGAAGUCAGAAACAAGUGAACUAUGGAUAACGUGGAAAAGUGAUUGUGAGAUCUGGGGAAUGGGGAUGUGCAACUAGUAGUCGAGACUCUCUAAGUGCUCUGUGAUGAUGUCACUUUUGCACGUUGCAGCAACGCCGAUGCGAUGAUGCCAAGGCUGUCGGCGGGCUGAUCUAGCUUCCACUAUGGAAUUUAAUGAUUGAAGGACACACCGAUCUUCAUGAAAAUACAAACUCAAUUGGAUUCUUCAACAACCGGCAUCAACAUGUUCGAAGUGGAACUUGACGAGACGGUAGCUAAAGGCCCGCUUGAAGAUAUUCUGCAUGAGACGCUCACUGCGGAAUACGUGCCACAGUCGCAGCGUAAAAGGCCGAAGCGACUAAAGCAGCCUGGAGUGUGCUACAUGUCCGACGGAUACUCAAAGGUGGACUUUGUUCUCGCGUAUGAUCCGACAAGUAAAAUUGGACAGAAAAAAAGAGACAUCUAUGAACAGGAGUUGAUCCGGGCAGGGCUCAAGCUCGACUAUGCACAGUCGAGUCUAUCUCGUGGAGGGUUGAUGUUUAUCAAAAUAAGUGCACCAUGGGAGGUUCUCAGUACGUACGCUGAAGUGAUGCGAUUCAAAAUGCCCGUCAAAGAGAGCUGCCUCAGAAGACAGGAGUGGGAAGCUAUCAUUGAAAACAUUAGCCAAUCGCCUAAACAGCGUGAGGGGCAUCUAUUGAUUGGUGAAAAUGAGGAAAAUGAAAAAGCACUGGCAGCAUCAAGACUCAGUCUCCAGCCGAGGCCCACGAAGAAGAUGAUGCACAAACAAUUUGCCGUCACAUUUUCGAAAACCAGGGAGUAUCUUUUCGACAUUCCCGAAGUAAAGGAAGAGUUCUUCACUUCGGCACAGCGAUCUCAAAUCGUCAACUAUGUCCUCCAACGCAAGACAUUUUCGCGUACGCAGGGUGAUGACACGUACGAUUUUGGCAUCAAUCGUCUUUUAGCCGAUCUGACGUAUUUGGCCGCCUAUCCAGUACAUGAAGGUUCAAACACGGAAAAUGACAAUUCGUUGAGAAACCGUCUACUUUCAGAGUGGGCAUCGAUAUUUUCGACGUUCCAAAACCAGCCGCUGGACGAUAUUCGACGAUAUUUCGGUAUUAAGGUUGGACUGUAUUUCGCCUGGCUGGGUUUUUAUACUUACAUGCUAAUUCCAGCAUCAUUCGUCGGGAUAUUAUGUUUUGCAUACGGCAUCAUGACAGUGAAGACCAACGCUCCCACGCUUGACGUGUGCAUCAAUGACAAGAAUAUCGUGAUGUGCCCGAGCUGCGAUGACGGUUGUGAGUACUGGCAACUGAAGGAGAAUUGUAAACACUCAAUGAUGACGUAUCUAUUCGACAAUGCGGCAACGGUUUGUUUCAGUAUCUUUAUGGCCCUCUGGAGUGCGGCUUUUUUGGAACUCUGGAAAAGAUACUCUAGUCGAAUUACGUAUCAAUGGGACCUAAGUGGCUUCGACACGCUGGAAGAGAACUCCCGACCAGAGUACGUUGCUAAGAUGACCGCCCUCAAAAAAAAGCUCUUAGACGACGGGGGUUACUCGGAUCGUUUCAAACCGCAAUUUUGGCGACGAAAGCUUCCCUAUACGAUUUUCUCUGUAUCCGUCAUUCUCCUUGCAGUGCUGCUCUGUAUAUCGGCUGCGAUUGGAGUCAUCCUUUAUAGGAUGACGUUACGAGCGGCGCUCGCUCUUAAAGGGGGCGACGACGUCUAUACGCCGGUCAUUGUAUCAUCAACGGCUGCCUUUCUUAACCUGAUGUGUAUCAUCGGUUUCAAUAUGCUCUACUCGCGACUAGCCGUCAAGCUAACCGAUAUGGAAAUGCCGCGCACACAAAGUGAAUAUGAUGAUUCGCUUACUCUGAAAAUGUAUCUUCUGCAAUUUGUCAACUGCUAUUCGUCCAUAUUUUACAUCGCACUCUUCAAAGGAAAAUUCGUGGGCCGACCCGGGAAGUACAACUAUGUAUUGGGUUCCUACCAGCAGGAAGUUUGUGGAACUGGAGGAUGCUUUCAGGAAUUGUCUAUCCAGCUAGCUGUUAUUAUGAUCGGCAAGCAGGCAUUUUCAGCUAUCUACGAAUUCUUCUGGCCCGCCUUCAUGAGGAUGCUGCAGAAAAAAGGCAUCAGGAAGCGAACUAUUUACAUUGAUAUCAACCUAGAUGAAGAUGCCGCUCAGCAGAAGAUGACGGCCGACGGAGCUGACGUCGAUGACGAAAGACCGUGGGAGCGCGAUUAUUGCCUUCCUGAAAUGGGCCAAACUGGCCUAUUUUUUGAGUACCUCGAAAUAAUCCUACAGUAUGGAUUUGUGACACUUUUUGUUGCUGCGUUCCCUGUUGCGCCACUGUUCGCCUUAAUCAACAACAUCUUUGAGAUUCGACUUGACGCGAAGAAACUACUGAACCAGUUUCGAAGGCCUGUCGGGCAGCGUGUGAAAGAUAUUGGAGUAUGGUAUAGAAUACUAGACGUGUUAGGCAAGCUCGCCGUCCUUAGCAAUGCCGUAAUCAUAGCAUUUACCUCGGAGCUCAUCCCUCGACUGUAUUAUAUGCUCAAGUACAACCCAAACCACGAUCUAUUUGGAUACGUCAACUUCACCCUGUCCACAUUUGACACAAACCAUUAUGGCCCCAACGUAAAACACAAAAAAAAGUCUGAAUUGCUUGGCAAUUCAACAUUUUGCCGGUAUUCGGAUUACCGCACGCCGCCAUGGGACGAUAACCGUACUUAUAAACGAACUAUUGUUUUCUGGGAGAUCUUUGUGUGGAGGCUGUUGUUCGUUAUCAUAUUUGAGAACGUUAUUGUGAUUUUGACGACAUUAAUUCGCUGGCUGAUCCCUGACAUCCCACGCUCGAUCCGUGAAAAGAUUCGCGAGGACAACCGGCUCACCAACGAGCUCAUCAUUCUACAGGAACUUAAAAGGAGGCAACAGGAAAAAACCCUGCACAGAACAUUAUCCGGAUAAGACGGCAAUGGAGAUCGCAUACACAAUCAACUGGCUUUGGUUUUACACGGGAACUGUCACGCACGCCUCGUUUAUUACCGAAACACCGAAAUUUAGACGUGAGAACGUACGUGAAUGGACGAGCAAAAGUAAUUUAAUUCAGUUUACGGUAACGAAGACGAUAGCAUUGAUAAGUGCUCUUUAGCUGCCGAGUUCGAACUAAUCAGAUACGACACAAUAUUGAUAGACGACGCCAUUUGAAAUGAUAUUAUUCCAAGAUAAUUCAAGAUAAAUUCCAACUAAAUGAGUAGUUAAAGUUCGUAAAGUAAGGUCUGUGUGUGCUUUAUGUAGCAUUUGUUAACGAAUGUCACAUUGUUGGGUCAUAAAAGAAGUUCUGUCACCUUUAACUUUGGACCUCUUUUCCUAUCUAGAUUAUUCACGGAUUGUAGACGUGAAGAUAAUGUUAAUAUAGAUCAUUUAAUAGAAACAUUCCCAGGAAUCCCGUGUAACAUCUUCGUGCCAAAAAGGAUUUUUUCAGCAAUAAAAAUAAUAAUAAUAAUCAUAUAAACAGUAAUCGACAUGGCUAAGUUUAUAUUCCGUGUUUAGGUUUCAUUUCUCACGUACAAUGCUGUUAUAAAGGUACUCAAGUUAGAGAAAUUAAUAAUACAACUUUCAAGAUCUUUUGAACAGGUUUUACAAUUUGUUAGCUGAUAAAUAAAGUACAUCUUUUUGAAUUAUAAAUAGGUCAUACGAAUGAAGUUACUCCCUAUAGAAUUUGAACUAUUGUGACACUCCGUUUUAGAAAUGGUGGAACGUGUCUAUGCCUAUAAGACUUGCAGGAACAUCAGGUGGUUUAUUGUGGAGCACCUUGUGAAAAGUCUCAUAAGCGUUUUUUUUCUUAUUUUUAAUCUGCGCUUCGGCAUAUCGCGCUAUAAAUAAAUCAAGCAGCAUUCAGUAGCUAAAGGACGUGCAACUAGGAUCCAUAAAUCAGGUGUCCGACAGACCUGCAACAGCAGAAAAAAAGCCAGCAGGUAAAAUCCAACUUACUCUGCGUGUGUAUUCAUGCAGAUUUUCAUAUCUGAUAGUUGAAGGGCCAUAACGUAGAACGUGUUAAGAAAUUGACGCACACAUGCUAAAGAGCUCAGCGACGGGUAGUGAGUUGUUGGGUAAAAAGCUGCUUGAGAAGAAAUUACUGUUUACACUGAAGAUUUGUUAACCACAGGUCCUGUUUUUUAUUUUUUGUAUAUUUUAGCAAUUUAGUGUGUCCUAUGUAAGGGAACUGCGUUUUGCGCUCAUAUUGUUUUGGAAAAAACUGUGUUUAAGUUGUGAUAAAUAUUAAAUGAGACUACUAUAAAGCGAAAAUGAAAUCUCGAAGGUGUAAGGUGGGUGAAUAAGAUUAUACUGGCUUUGUCAUGGCAUUCUGCCAAUUUCAGUUACAAGAAAUAACUUUUAAGCCUUUAAAAUUUAAACAAGAGCUCUAGUUGUGUUGGUCAGCUAUUAGAAAUAAUUCUGACGAUAUUUCGUUCUUAUGAGAAGAUGUUUGUGUUUAGAGAAACGUAUAAAUAAUCUAUAUAUAUUGCUGGAUUUAUCGUAGGGGAUCUUUUUUGUCGUCCAUGACUCUGUACGUUUACGUCACAGAAUGAAUCGUAAAUAUGGAUUGUUCAUCUUUUGCUCAACUGUGAUGGGAAUGUUUGUGCGGCGGCAUCCAUAUUGCACUCUGCAUAUUCCCGCCGUUGUCGACGAUUUUCUUCGCGAAUCUCUAAUUUCGACUCCGAUCGCCAUUUGCUUACGGCUAAUGAUUGAUGUGCAAUGUUUUGUUGGAAGAUCCAUACUAUUUUGAAUUUGUUUUUCUAUUUUUGGAAUGAAAUUUAUAAGAACAGGAAUAGAUGUUUGUUUUUUUUUUUUUUUUUUUUAUAUACGCGUUAGUUGAUCAUAUUUCGACAUGUGCUUCACUAUGAUUUGUUCGUUUCAUAUGUUGUAGAUAAGUGUACUGGUAGCUAAAAUAUGAUUUAUCGAACACACAUAUAUACGUAAGGGUCAAUUGCACAAUGGUAAUAAAAUGAUAUAUUUCUGCCUGCCUUCUUGUAAAUACGUGACUGAAUGCUAUGUUGGUUAGGAGAACUCUAACGAUUGUAACGGAGGGUUAGGUAUUCCUGUUUUAUCACUAUUACUUUUAGUACAAUCGCCGGUUCUUUUCACAGUAAUGAUAUUUUUCAAACUAUCUCUAAUAGGAAAUGUGCUCAAUGUUCUAUCGAAUUGAUUUAUGCGUAUCAAGUGUUAUCAGAGCUGCCGAACACACAUGAUCCGAUCUGAAAUACACAAAUAGAUCCUGGUACGCUUCGUUUUUUCGAUCGUUUGGAAACUAUUAAAUUUUUGAUUUAGCGAAAAGCUUCGAUAAAUAUUGUUAAUGAUGAAGUCACAGGUCACCUAUACUAGCUGGCGUUUAGCGCUGGCUAGUCUUCAUCUUGGAGGAAGCGCGAAGCGCAAACUUGGAUAAAACAUGUUCAGAUUUCUGCCUGAAGUAGUUGAUUUUUUCGAUGCUAUUAGAGGAAGUGCCUGUUAUAUAGACCAAGCGCCAAACUCAAAAACAUAAACAGUGCGUUAUGAGCAAAAGUAACAAUGACGACAACAACAAGUCUAGCCGUGAUUAUAAAAAAUAGGCACGAUUAUCUAUGUAUAGUUGGCCGGUGGUCGCGUAGUUGUGCGUGUCUAAAACUUUUGCGCAAUAUAAGUUCGUCAGGUGUCAUGACAGUCGGUCGAGAACUCGUUUACCAGCCGCGUGCCAUCAAUAUAAUUUUCUGUUAUCAACGAAUAGUCAUAUCUUGAGCGAUUAUAAUGAUAAUAAAUGUUCGCUUUGCAUGUGUAUUUUGGCGUAAA